CCCCCUGGUAUAGACGUGCAGUAACAGCGGCUGCUACCUGCUACAGCUACUUGCUUGUCGGGACGUUAACUUUGUGAAAUAAUAAUCAAUACCAAAUCGAUCUGGCUCUUCAAAAGAACUCCCUCACAAUCAACAAGUGUGUGUUCAUCCUUUCUGUGGUAUAUACUAAUCCGCCUCCCUUUUAUAGCAUCCCUUGUAUCGAAUCGAAGAAAUUCUGCGAAGAUCGACCAAUGCCAAAUUCGCCCAAUACCAUGCCUGUUCUUGUAUGGAGUAGGAGCAGCGGUAGUUGCCCGCGUCCUGGCCGGCAGUCACAGAUGAGGUUCCUACGCCGGAAGAUGCUGCGGGUUAAGAGGGUUCUAAAUACUCAUUGGAGGCUGGUCAUGGUUUCAGCCCUGACCCUGACCACGAUAUAUUUCGUUUUGAAUAUCAGGAAAAAAGCUAUCAACUCAACAAGACGGAAUUAUGCAGACAUGCCAGGCUUCCAGAGAGACGCAGGGCGAAUUGCAGAUAUGUUCUUCAAUCCCCCGGAGGAUGAGUUCGACAAAGAAUUUCGAGAUAAAUCCAGACUGCCGCCAUCUGUUGAGACGAUGGAGGAUACGCCGAAACUCCAUACGGGGGACACACUCCUAGGCUAUUUCCUGACCAUGUAUGUCGAUGGUAUGGAGAUUACAUGGUCGAGUGCUGUUAACAGCAGAAGUCUAUUAUUUCUAGCCAUGCAAGAUUACAUGUUAAUGAUGGUUGAAGCAGAUGUUCGAGUUAAAUGGAGUGACACCAAAAAGAAAAACAACGGAUCGGUCCUUAUUGCUCCAAUUCCUACAAAACUCAACGAGGAUAGCGUACCUCUGCAACGCUAUCUUUAUUUCUUAUCCAGAUAUUCGAAUAAAGGCAUCCAAUUGAAUUUUCCGGAUAUAGAAACCGCUCGGAUAGCCCUACCUCAGUUGAAUGGCAUGAAGAGCCAGCUUCAUGCGCCGGUUUGGUUGCAUGCAGAUGUAUUACCGGGUCCGAAUUUAGCCGAGGUGCCGGUUGAUCCGAAUCAGUUUAUUGGUUUGGUACAGAGUAACUUUCCCAGUUCAACGCUCUUGCUCGGAUGGGCGACUACCUGGAGUCCGGAUGCACCUCAGAUCCGGUAUUCUUGGUAUAACGUGAUAGAAAUGGCAAAGACAUGCGCGGGAGCCAAACAGCCGGUUUCAUUUGCUGUCCGGGCGAUUUAUGCACGCAAAUCUAUACGGCAACUUCGGUUUCUUCUCAGUCUGACUUCGCGGUUCUCGCUUACUGUUUGGACCGAUGUUUACGACAUCAUGCCUCUGCCGGAUCUGGUUCACUUCAGAAAGAACAUGGAUCCGAAACGGGUACACUAUAAUUUACCAGAAAAUUUCAUGGAGAGUAUAAAAAGUGUAAACGGUCAACAACCGGCACCAAUUGAUCCGGAAACCAUGCUCUGGAAUCGGAAUUUGUGGCAACCGGUUUUAAUGGAUGAUGUUUCAUUGGUAUUUCUUGGAGCUGAGCAAGCAGUUUUAGAAGGAGAAGCGAGUUGGAUAGUUUCUAAGAUACCAUACCAAGCAGAAUUACAAGCUAAAGGAAAAACUGUCGUUGUUGAAGGAAAAUUCCAAUUCUUAAGCAGAGACUCACAAAAAGUGGUUAAAGGAGAAGCGGCUCGGGUCAUUAUCCGGUCAUCCGGCGUCAACCCGCCAGCACCGGAUAAAGUCCAAGGCGUUCAGCUAGUCGUCAGACCAGACGGUUUCAUAGAGUUAUCCGAAAUCAACAUGCAACACGCCUCGUUGUAUGAUUUACGAACAAGUGGACAUUUACCACGAAACGACUGCUACGAGUUUAAGAUCGUCGAUAGGGGAGAAGAUUAUCCAAUAUUUUGUGAAGUGAAAUUAUUAAAAUGUGAAGAGGAGGAUUCCGAUUUAGAAGCUCUAUCGGUGUCAUUACAUUUUAAGGUUCCUUACGAGCCAGAGAGUCAGAUGUAUUACAUAGCUGUCAACCCUAUUGGUGGAAAACAACCUUUAGUUAUUGAGAAUUUAGUUGUAUACUCUUAGGUAAUGAAGACUUGACAUUGAAGUGUAGAAGUAGUUAAACCCUGUGCACACCUCAACUCAAUCAUUUUUCCAGCGGAUGCUUCGAAUAAAUUGCAGUACUAUUUUUUUUCCUCCAAACUUCCAAAGAGUGUUUCUGAACCCCAGGGGCACAUUGCAGAAAAAGAGUUUCGUUUAAACGCAAGUCAAAAUAUCAAGCUCAAGUCCUGAAUAAGGGUGCUUCAUUGACUGAAAAUUAAGUUGCGCAAGAUUUUUUGAGUUGCAAUUGAGCUCAACUCUUCCUACAACGGGCCCCUGAUCUUGAUGAUGAUUCAUUCUUUUUUUUUUCAAAUUAAUGAGGUAUUCAAUGAUGGUUUGGGACAUAGAAUUACCCGUCUUGGUGUUUCUCUCAGACAGAGUAUGGUAGUUUCCGACAUUUUCCAUAUGAACAUAGUUUCUCAGCCAAUCAAAGUCAGGAAAAGUUGCCAGGUAACAAAUGUUGAUGAAACGCUCUACUGGGGUAGAAAUGAAUCCCCCUUGAGGACUCCUCCCCCACCCCCCC
Messenger RNA from Lytechinus variegatus (green sea urchin), 2580 nucleotides. RefSeq lists its product as uncharacterized. The record is from RefSeq and is a predicted model, not a curated record. The coding region runs from base 231 to 2042 and encodes 603 amino acids. The transcript is spliced from 5 exons. NCBI's taxonomy places the organism in Eukaryota, Metazoa, Echinodermata, Echinoidea, Temnopleuroida, Toxopneustidae.